Messenger RNA from Botrytis cinerea B05.10, 2334 nucleotides. RefSeq lists its product as hypothetical. NCBI's taxonomy places the organism in Eukaryota, Fungi, Ascomycota, Leotiomycetes, Helotiales, Sclerotiniaceae. The transcript is spliced from 3 exons. The record is from RefSeq and is a predicted model, not a curated record. Bases 772 to 2151 code for a protein of 459 amino acids.
GAUUUUGUCUAAAAUAACAGUACAAGAAGGGCUUGGAUGGAAUGUUUGUCUGGGUGCAACAUAUCAAACGUAGAUGACAUGCAUUGGAGGAGCAAGACUAGCCUCCUAAGAAACAUUCUAGAGGCGAGCAAAGCAGCCCAGGUCAGAAAGGAAGGUCUACUAAGCCCAGUAAUAUCCAACUCUCCAAACACGAUUGAUAUAGACAACAAGAGAGAAUCAGAAAAGCCGAUAUUCACGAGCACUAACCCAUUUUCCACCAACGAGACUCGUCACUCGUCACGCGUCCCCAACGUGUGAUGCGGAACUUCGUGAACUGAGCUACACACUCGGGACUGGCGAGCUCGAAGUCGGAAGAGCACAGGGCCUGGAAUGUGUAUCGAGAGAGGAUAUAGGAUACGCGAGAGAUCCUCGCAGGUGAGUGUACGAACUUACAUAUGGAUCUUCACGUCUCAACUGCUGCACAUUGUAAGACUUUCGACUUUCACCACGUGUUAGAUUAUUAUUCCCCCAUUCAAACGUUAAACUUAUAUAAACUGGGCCCCAGUGAUCAACAUCAACGCAUAGUUGUAGAGUCCACAAAGGUUGGACGAGCGAGUCUGAAGGAUCAAAAGCCGCCAAAAAUUUAUGAUGUCGUUAAUAUUGACAUCAAAUCCCUCCCCACAAUCCUUGCAAAGCGCAAGUCAGGUGCCUCGGGCCCACACAAGCCCACCUUGCAAGACAUCACGAAUCACUCUCUUUCUAGCAGGCCUCGAUCUCAUAAAAUAUGUAAAUAUGGAUUUGCCUGACUCGAAAAAAGAAAAAGUGACUGAUAAUAACGGGAAGUCCACCAUGUCUUCAUCCCCUCGCUCACCAACCCACCUAACCGGUCACCAACCCAGCAAAUGGUACCACCUCCAGCUCCGUACCAUCGCACUCUUCGCUCUUCCUUUUCUAUCCUUCAUCGGCAUCUUCGGAACCUUGUUCAUUGGAGGCCGUAACGGGACAUUCGAACACAUCACCAACCUUGUUAGGCAAAAGACGCCUUCAGCCGUUUUCCCAAAUACGAAAUAUCUGUUGUUGAAAGAUUAUACUGGGAUCAGAGCUCUCGAUAGACAAUUGACUGUUCUCGUGACGUUCUUUGCGCCAGUCGUUGAUAGUAAAAAUGCUGCAUUAUACUUGAAUAGUAUCUAUGGAUUGGGCCAGUUCGGAGCAGCGUGGACACUGUUGGUGAUGGAAAGUUUGAGAAGUGGGAAUAAGGGAAGGGCUGUUAGUUUCAUCGGAACUGUUGGGUUAAUCUUCCAGAACAUUACCUAUGCAGUCACAGUACCGCUCUACCUUUUCAUCCACCUCUUGACGUCACCAAUCGCAAAACCAUCUUCAGGAACGCACGCGAACAGCGUUCUGCUCAUCUCGUCCCUAGAUCUAAAGAUUUUGCCACUCUCAAUCACCCUAGCAUACAUUGUCCCAUCUAUUCUUAUGGGUCUUGACGCCCCAUCUCAAGUUUCAGGACACACCCAUCAAAAGCUCAUCGCUUUUUGGCAACCCUUUCCAAUCUGGACAGUCAUCAUCCAAUGGACUCUUCGUUCAUUCUUUCAAUUCAUUGGAUCGGAGGUCUCGUCAAGAGAUUCCAAACAAGCACCAGCACCACAAGGAGCAUCAUAUCUUAGCAGCGUAAAACAUGUCUACUACUUUGCCCUUACCUUGUGUGUAUUGACGCACCUUCCUGUUCUCCUCAUUGCUCUCGUCCCCGCCUCAGUCAUCGCAGAUAUUUUACCUAAGCUUUCUCCUUAUGCUAGUCUCAACUUCUUCGAUAUCUAUGUUCCAUACUUUCCCUUUCCACUCACUCAUCGGGUCUCAGAUUUAGCGAACGGUACUCACACGUUCCUCCAAUGGGAUUUGGCAACUGGUUCUACGGCCCUCUUGUUAUGGGCUAUUGUAUUAUAUCGGAAUGCUACAACUGAAAAAACCAUCGUAGAUCCUGACACGAAUCUCUCUUCACAUCAGAUCCGAGAAAUGCGCACGGGGGAGGGAAAUCGAGUCGGAGCCUUGAGCAUAGAAUUAAUGGCUAAAAUUGGUGUCUGGACGUUGAUAGCUGGUCCAAUUGGAGCAGCCACAGUGCUAAUAUGGGAGAGAGAUGAGAUCGUACGACAGAAGAUUAAGCAGGGUGUUUGAUUUGAGGUCGAUAGUGUUGAGGUCUUGGCUAUAUGGUGGGUCAUCUCUUGGUAAAAGUAGAUACGACGUGUAUAACACGAAAUGUGUGGGUAUCUUUGUAGAAAUUGAUCAAUGUGCUGUUGUUGUUAUCCUUGUUGUAAGCAAUAAAAAUUGCCUUGUUCUCUGGAAUUAUAUUUUGAAACA